ACUCAGUCAAUUCACUCCCAUUCGUAAGUUUGUCAACAAACAGCUGGUGCAAAGAUCAAAUUUUAACUUUCACGUUGGAAAAAAAUCGAAAUUGUGGAAUGUCAUGGAUGAUUCUGAAGUGAUUAGUCAAGCACUAGCUGGUUUGAUUGACACAGAAUUUGUUGCGAAGCAACUUGAGCAAGCCUUCAAAGAUGAAAUUUUGGCCAAUGCCUCCAGCGAGCAAGUGUCAGAUGAAGAAGUCAUGGCAGAUGUUUAUCAGAGAGUUCUUCUGUCUCCUGCAGUUGAAUCGCUUCUAACUCAAGAAUAUGAACUAUCCGUCCAAAUGCAAGACUUGGUUGAUGAACAGGAAAGAGAAUGGCAGGAAUUAACUCAAAGACAAACAGAUGAACUUCAGUAUGCUGUUGAUCUUUUGACAGAAGUAGAAGUUAAUGAGGUUUCAGUUCGUCACUGUGAAGAAAGGCAAAUCUUUGAAAGUGGAUGGGAAAGCAGACUCAUCAAUGUUCAAGAAACACAGAGGCUACACUUUAGAGAAUGGCUACUUGGCAUGGCUGAAAUUGUUGAAACUGGAGGACAGUUGCCAAUACGUCCUGAAGAUGAUUUUGAGCAUGUUCCUCGUAACCUGGAGAAUAUUGAUGUUGAAACUGUUUUCCGUCUGGAAGAGAGUUUCACUAUACAGCUGGGGGCUCAAAUGAAACAAACUCAUAACUUGAGAUUGAUUUCAGCUGAUGUGUUAGAUCUGUGCAGGUUGCCAUUGACAACUAGCAACGACCCUCAACGUCUCCAAAUGGCUCUCUCGCUCUAUUCGAGUAAUCAAAGUGGACUAGUCCUGUUAGUCGAUGAUAGGCUGUCAGCCUAUACAGGCAUGGAGAAAGAAUUUCUCCGAAUUUGUCGAAGGGGAGCCGAACUUCAUUUUCCUCGCGCCGAUUUGCAACUUGAAAAUGCUCGGAAUACAUUUACUACCAAUGCCUACAAUUGGAGGCAGCAGAUUUCGAAUCGUCGAAUCUGUGAUGAAGAACUAAACAGUAGCCCACCUAAAACGAAAACCCCACGGCUUGGUGACAUGUACGUGAGCCGGCAUUCCAAUCUCGCCCAGGUGCACGUGGUGUUCCAUUUAGUAUCGGACGACAGCGUUCGAUCGAACGAGAUCAAUUCACGGCACCCGGUACUCCUGGGCCUCCGCCAUAUUUUGCGGACUGCCGUUGUUUCUGAUAUCACGACCUUGACCAUUCCCUUGCUGUUGGUGCACGAGCUCAGCGAAGAGAUGACUGUACCGUGGUGUUUACGCAGGGCUGAGCUCGUCUUCAAAUGCGUCAAGGGCUUCAUGAUGGAGUUGGCUUCCUAUGGUGGUGGCGUCGAUGCCAGAGGAACGGCCUCAUCACCUACACUUCAGUUUUUGCUACCUCGAGACGCUGCCGACGAAGUGUUUCACGCUUUGGCCGCCAUGCUUCCUGGCGUCUUUCGAGUCUCGAAUCCGUUGGUUCUGCGUUCAGAUGCGGCUCGAUGACUCUUUUCAAGUAACACAACUUUAUUAUAUAAAUCAAUCAUUCCCUUCAAAGAUGGUUACCAGAGCCGAAUUCAGUAUCCUGUACCUAUUUGCAGCGAUCAAUAUUUGUGAAAAUUGUGUCACAUGGGCUAGCUUUAUCGAGUUUGAUACCGGUAAUAAAGUUUCGCCCUCUG
Messenger RNA from Daphnia carinata, 1677 nucleotides. Its product is annotated as protein C12orf4 homolog. Gene Ontology annotation, cellular component: cytoplasm. The record is from RefSeq and is a predicted model, not a curated record. The transcript has 5 exons. Lineage: Eukaryota; Metazoa; Arthropoda; Branchiopoda; Diplostraca; Daphniidae. Bases 104 to 1504 code for a protein of 466 amino acids.